GGUAAUCCAAAAAAAACGCGAGGAAAUGAUUACGGAGGGUAUAAAAGUCUAUAAGGCAAUCAACUUAUCUUCGGGGGCGUUUUCGUCUUUUAAAGAAAAGAUAACAGCUCUUCACGUGACUGCUCUUUUACACCCUCCGAUGUGAUGACACGCGUCCGCAGAUUAAGGAACUUCACCGACACGUCAGCAUGCGACACCCCCGAUCUUAUCCCUUCGAACGAGCUCUGCGAUCCGCCGUAGAUUGGUCUCAGGCCCAAAUCGACGGUCUCCGUUCGUCGUCUACGGCGCCGGCUCCUCAAUAAAUGCCCCCCUCCAACAGAUUGAACAGAACGCGCUCGAGAAGAACUCUCAGUCCGCCAUGAACUUGCUCAACCAUCUCUGGGAUGAUACCGUCGCCGGCCCCCCACCGGACGACGGCGGCGGCCUCGGCAAACUUAGGAAGUUUUCCGCUUUCAAUUCACGUCCGGAUUCCCGAAAUGAAUCAGAGAGUCCGAAUCCGAGAUCACUGACCGUUGACACAACUGACGACGGCAUGAAGGUGACCAGGAGUAUCAAGAUACUGAAGUCGCCGCGUAACCAGAGCAAGGAUUCGCCUCCGUCGUCUCCGUCGCCGUCGCCGGCGGGAUCUACUCCACCGGUAUCUCCCUUCUCCUUCUCCGGCUUGGGAGGGAAGGAGGCGUAUCGGUUCAGGAGGAAAUCCGCUUCAUACGAGGAUGCCCGAGGGGUCGGACCCAGAAGCCCUCCUCCUCCUUACGACGUGUGAGAUAUGAUCUCGAUGAGGCUGCGGCCUAACCUUUUCGGCUCUCUUCUUCUUUUCUUCUCCUUGUGGUGUCGUUGAAUGCUUGUGAGAUUUCGGGUUUUUGUGUGGUUGAGCAUGUCCUUGUGAAGUCUUUCUUUCUUUUUCUUUAGCUUGUAUAUAUUGUGCAUGUGUGCUUUGCUUUUCUCGGUAAGCUAUACAUAUCCUAGUUGUAACAAAAUGUACGUAGUACGUGUAUGUUCAUGCAUCCCUUUUUCCAGAGUAAUGUUAGUGUAUUUUGCUUGGCAUAAAAAUAAGAAUGUGUGUUUUUG
Messenger RNA from Cuscuta campestris, 1068 nucleotides. The record is from the annotation of a GenBank genome assembly. Lineage: Eukaryota; Viridiplantae; Streptophyta; Magnoliopsida; Solanales; Convolvulaceae.